UUGCUAUACCGGAAUGCCAACUCAAUUUAAAAUGGAUUAAUUUUUUUUAUCUUAAAAUGGUUCUUAUUAUUUAUUUUUUCCCUUCCAUCCUCUUCCAUGCUCAGCCGUCGUCCACACUGUACAAUGCCCCAUUGCUCCCGCCUGUUAAUGCUAUGAGGCCAUCACUGUGCCGGUGUUGCCGUCCACCGCACAGGGGGCUUGCGACCAUCUCUCUCCCUAUCCCCAACCUGCGCGACCUCCGCUUGAGGUUGCCGCCUCGAGCCCGAGGUCUCCCAACCUCGAAUCUGAGGUCGCAACCUCAGCUAGCCACAGUUUAUAAUUUAAGGAUUAUUAGUAACGCGGGAAAAAGUCGGUAUUAUGGUAGGCAUAGUUUAAAAUUUUUGCUGGUAUAUUAAUCCAAGAAAAAAGAAAUUGUAGAGUGUGUUUACCUCAAAAAUUGUUGAAGAUGUGUGUCCUCCUCUUCCGUCUCCCUUUCUUAGUGCGACUCUCUCUGCGGUGUGCGUCCUUGACUCGAAUCCCUUCGUGGUUUUUCUUCUUCUUCUUCUUCUUUGUUGUUUUGAUCUCGGUGACCCACCACGUGUCUGAGUUUCCUAGGCCCUUUUUAUACGAUGAUUUUGAGUUUAUGAUGUUUGGAGGGUGUUUAGAUUUGUGUAAUGGGAUUGAUUCUAUGGAGAUGGCUAGAAUUUGGAGGUAUUUGUAAUUGUAGUGGCUGCUAUGAUUGGCCCACCGGGUGUUCGUUAAAAUUCCCGAGAGAAAAUUGAGUUGAAUAUCUCAACGGAUAAUCAUCUUUUGUGAAUGUGUACUAGAGAUGACGACAGUGUAUUAGAGAUGAAAGUAGAGAGGAACUUGAACGAGCGGAGAAUUACAGAUUAUGUACCUGCACUGGUGUUGCACAGUGUCCUGCUUUAUCCCUGGUCUGAACUCAAUUUGUGGGAGGGCUUGUCAAGCUGUGGACCUCUGAGUCCAUGAUCAAUUUUUGUAUUGGUGUGUGAUGACCAACUGCUAGGUGGGUGCAUCAACUGUACUCUAUAUCAAGCUGUGAAUCACAUUGAACCACAAUUUUCCCAUUUGAGCAGUUUAUGCUAGUGUUGUCCAGAGAAUUCUGUGGUCUCCUAGUGAACAUGCGUGCUCCCUCGAGGGCAUAUGCUCAAAAGAAUCCUUUUUUUACUUGGUCAUCUAUCAAAACACUUUGGUAAGGAUAGUCCUCCAUACUUUUUUGGAAAAUGACUUCCACCUAUAAAAUUAGGAAGUCAUUUUCCUUAUUUUUAAGCUUGGUAUUUUCUGGUCAACUGAAGUCAUUUUUCUUUGACCUGCUUAUUUUCCCAUACCAAACACUUUGAAAAAUGGAAAAAGAAGUUUUCUAGUAAACUAUUUUCCUUCAAACAAACAGAGCCUAAGUCAAAACCAAGUUUCGUCUUUCCAAACUACCCUUUGAUCAUAGCAGAAUAUAAUUGGUCUUUCAGGACCACAUACUUCAUAAAUAAUUACCAAUUUUCAUCUAUGCAUGACUACCUAAUUAUGCACGCGUGCAUCCCCUUUAACCUUUUUUUUCUUUUCACCAAAUCCCCGUUAACCCUGGUUAACUAUACAUCCUAAAAUAAAUUUCUGUAAUUUUUUCUUCUAUUUAUUCUUUUUCUUUGUUUUUAAUUCUUUCUCUCCACCUUCUUUCUUUGAUUUCCUGUUAUAAGCUCCUUCCUUUCCUUCACCAUAGGCCAACUUCACCAUCGACACCACCUACAAUAUCAUGACCGCUCAUCUUUCAUCCGACACCAGCGAGCUUUGAUGAGUGGAAGAUUGCUACCUGCCAAUGGAGGUGACGAACAGAAGAAAUUCUUCUUCCUAAAACAGCCUAGCGACUGAAGGUGAUGGAGACUGGCAAGUGGAGGCGACGGACUACCACCACCAACCAAAGCCAUGGAAAUUGAUAACGUAGUUUCGGUGGAACGAUUCUCUCCUGAGGUUCUGGGUUUUAUGCAGCUUGCUAUAGAUCAGGCAAAGCUUGCAUUGGACAGCUUUGAAGUUCCAGUUGGCUGUGUGAUUAUUGAGGAUGGGAACGGUAUUGCGGCAGGAAGAAACCGGACUAACAAGACAUGGAAUGGGUAUAUUAAAAAAAUACUGUUAAAAAAGGUGGAGGUGGCUAAUCCAAUAAGAAGCCUCUUUUUCCUAGUGAGAUUCUCAGCAACUUCAAAGAUGGAAGCUCUUGAUGUUCUUCUUGUAUGGUGGCAGAGGACUGGAUUUUCGGCUGCAGAAGUUGCAGAGAAGUUUUCAGCAUGCUCCCUUUAUGUGACAUGUGAACCAUGCAUAAUGUGUGCAGCAGCACUAUCGAUCAUUGGUAUAAAGGAAGUAUAUUAUGGCUGUGCAAAUGAUAAAUUUGGAGGCUGUGGCUCAAUACUGUCGAUGCAUUUGAGUAGCUUCGAGGCGUGCAUUAGCUCCAAAGCAUCACAGGUCAGGUGUUACUCAGGCUUCUCGUUAGAUGUGCAUGCGUUGGUUCUUCCUGUUGAAUCCUCCCAUGGCUUUGCACAACUAGAAUUUCAUCAAGGGAGCUGUGAAAGGAAGCGUGAUGCUUGUCCAUAUCAGUUUUUGCCCGGAUGGUCAUGUGUUUACCGAGGGUUGCAGUUGUGAUUGGAAGUCUAUUUCAUGCUUUAACUUGCUUAUCAGAUUGUUAAGAUAAUUUACGGCAUAAACUUUGUAGGCAUCACUUUUUUACUGGGUUUUUGAACUGAGUUAUUCUAGGUGUGCUAUUGAUGUGUCUGAACUCCAGAGUUCCGGACUAUAUCAUGUUUCAUCCCUAAUGAUGAUAAAGAGGUCAAUGAUUUGCAUGUGUUUCGUGUAGAUCUCCUGGCAAAGAAUUGCAAUAACUGGACUUAAGGUUCCCGGUUAUACCAA
Molecule: messenger RNA, 2886 nt
Organism: Syzygium oleosum
Lineage: Eukaryota; Viridiplantae; Streptophyta; Magnoliopsida; Myrtales; Myrtaceae
Product: tRNA-specific adenosine deaminase TAD2-like
Exons: 8
Coding region: 1915-2622 (235 amino acids)
Biological process (GO): tRNA wobble adenosine to inosine editing
Molecular function (GO): tRNA-specific adenosine-34 deaminase activity
Source: RefSeq, a predicted model, not a curated record